Salvia splendens (bonfire salvia) is the source of this 1409-nucleotide messenger RNA. RefSeq names its product carbonic anhydrase 2. Gene Ontology annotation, biological process: carbon utilization. Bases 300 to 1310 code for a protein of 336 amino acids. Lineage: Eukaryota; Viridiplantae; Streptophyta; Magnoliopsida; Lamiales; Lamiaceae. The record is from RefSeq and is a predicted model, not a curated record. Gene Ontology annotation, molecular function: carbonate dehydratase activity; zinc ion binding. The transcript has 10 exons.
CAAAAAAACAAAAAACAAAAAAUACCGUUGUGCAUCGAAAGCAUUUAAUUGUUUUCAAAUUUCUCUCCACUAUUCUAUCUUUCUUGAUCUCUCAAACACAAUGCAAGAUGAAAUUUGAGGUCAAAAAUUGAAAGGCAACAUCCAAUCCCAAUCUUCGAGUAAUAGAAGCUGUGGUUCACUCACAUUUCCCUUUCAUUAUCCAUUGAAUUUACUAUUUACAUGCAUGCAUUCUCUCUUCAAAACACUUUCUCAAUUAUACAUACAAAUUAAGGCGUUCAAAUUUUGUCCCCAAUUGAGCAAUGUCGACCGUUAACGGCUGCCUCGCCUCUCAAAUCUUCACCGCCGCCACCUCCGCCCGCGCUAGAGUUUCCCUCCGCCCCGCGGCCACCGCUCGCCUCAACAACUCCGGCUCCACUCCUCCCAGCCUCAUCCGCAAUGAGCCCGUCUUCGCGGCUCCCGCUCCCAUCAUCCACCCACUCUUGAAAGAAGACAUGGGAAAGGACUCCUACGAACAAGCCAUGGCUGCACUCGAGAAGCUUCUUACUGAGAAUGGAGUGAUAGAACCAGUGGCGGCGGCGAAAGUCAAUGAAAUCACGGCAGAGCUUACAACAGCUGGCGGCGGCGCCACCAUCUCAUCCGAGUCAGUUGAGAGGCUGAAAACUGGCUUCAUCACCUUCAAAAGAGAGAAAUACGAGAAAAAUCCAGCUCUUUACGGUGAACUAGCCAAAGGCCAGAGCCCUACGUACAUGGUCUUUGCAUGUUCGGACUCGCGUGUGUGCCCCUCGCACGUGCUGGACCUUCAACCGGGUGAAGCUUUCGUCGUCCGCAACGUCGCCAACUUGGUGCCCCCAUUUGACAAGACUAAAUACUCGGGAGUAGGAGCUGCUGUUGAGUAUGCUGUUCUCCAUCUGAAGGUGAAGGAGAUUGUUGUGAUAGGGCACAGUGCAUGCGGAGGGAUCAAGGGAGUCAUGUCCUUCCCAUAUGAUGGCUCCUCAUCCACUGACUUCAUUGAGGAUUGGGUGAAGAUUGCAUUACCUGCCAAGAACAAGACAUUGGCCGAGUGCUCAAAAGACACACCAUUCGGCGAGCAAUGCACCACUUGCGAAAAGGAAGCUGUGAACGUGUCGCUAGGAAACCUGCUCUCAUACCCGUUUGUUCGGGAAGGGUUGGUGAAGAAGACGCUAGCGUUGAAGGGUGGAUACUAUGACUUUGUGAAUGGGAGUUUCGAGCUGUGGGGGCUUGACUUCAGCCUAUCGCCAUCUCUCUCUGUAAAAGAUGUGGCCACAAUUCUGCACUGGAAGCUCUAUUAGGAAAAUUGGGUGUGAGGCAGCCCAAUCUGCAGAGUGAUGGGGUUUAUCUGUAUCUAUCAUCUGGGAUUAAUACAAAUAAAAUACUACUUUUUGUGUAAA